CAAGCAGAUCAACCUAACGGAACUAGCACUUGAUGUAAUUGCAAAUUUUUGUAUAAUUUUUUUUGUUUUUACCAAACAAUUUGCAUGUGUAUGUACAACAAGUUCAUUGUUACAAUUUGACCAUGGCCGGUCAAAUAAUUAACGAAUGUCCCACACAGCCGUGCCUCUUUACACACAAACUCCAAGAUUUAUUUAUGAGGCAGUUGAGUGCACAAUGGAACGACAAACACGCGACAACAAAUAAAUAACAAAGUUUUAGUUUAGCGAAAAACACAAAACCCUGGUUUUAUUUCCCAAAAAAAACUAUAAUAAUUACGAGAAUUAAAUUAAAACACUGCAGCUUUUGCUAGUUUUUACCAACGUCGGGAUGAUUGUCAGAUGACGCACCGGUUUUCAUCAAUAAUGUGGUGCCCACACAGUGUGACAAAAUGUAGUCAUUUAGAACAUUAGCAAACAAUGUGCUAAAUGAAAAAUAAUUGCGGCCAAAUUUGGUUCCCGCUUUAUUUUAUUCCGCAAUUCAAGCUGUUUGGAAAACCCCCCCUUGAACGAUUUUUAUAAGUCCAUCAGCUGCUGUAUUAUUUAUUUUUAUUUGACAUUGGGAAUCGUCGUCAUCCGUUAUGUGUGUUUCGUUCCUAACAGUGUAUUUGCAGUUUGACAGCAUGCCCCGUUCUGGUUUAGUAACUUUUUUAAUUUCGGUUGCGUUUCUAAUUCGCUGUUUCCAGGGCCAGAAAACUGAAACUUCGACUUCUGCUGAAUCCUUAAUGAUUGACACGACGACGGAAAGCACCAAAGAAGAGGGUGCUUAUAUUGACAUGGAAAUUAUCAGCAUUGAAGUGCUACCGAAAAUUGGCAAUGCUGUGGUCCUGUCCUGGGGGAAACCCCUACGAGAGUAUGACCUGGAUUGGACUUACGGCGUCUACUACGGCGAAAAUAUGCAGGAAGCUCUGAAAGAGCCAAAAUUGACCACCAAAGACCUUUCCGCCGAAGUGGCAAACCUGACCUUUUGCACGCAGUACAUCUUCGCCGUGGGGGUGGUGGACCCCGCCUCCAAACGCCCACACCCGGCCCGCAACGUGCGAACAAUCGGCACUCUCAUCAACGAGCUUUCUCCACCAGAGGACCUCCAGGUGGAAUUUAUCCCCGAGAAGGAACCUUGUCUUUUAAUCAAAUGGUCGGCUUCGUGCCCCAACAUCGCCGAGCCUCUCGGAUACCUGGUGACCGUCCACGAGAAAAACUCCCCGAGGAUGAUGCUCAUAACACACCCUUUCACCACCUCGGUGGAGUUGGCCCAAACUUUGCGCGUGGUUUACGGCAAGUCGUACGACAUUAAAGUCGCCACUGACGUGGUGGGGUCGCAACCCACGGAGACGGUGUCGUUCAAAGUGCCCCAUUUUUUGCAACCGUACAAAGUGCGAUUGACUUCACGUCCCGAAGGCGCGUUCGUGAUGUACUGGCGCGAGCCGUUCGUGCCCUACUUCGUGGACGACUUCUUCUACGAGGUGUACGUGUACCCGGGGCGGGAUCUGCAAGGCAAGGCGCAGAUCUACGCCACGGAGCGGCCCGUGUUCCAGUUUCAGGGGAAUCAGAGCGAGUACACCUUCAUGGUGGGGCUUAGGUCAGGAGAUGGGGAGUUCAAGUCGUAUCUGACGGACCCGGUGGCGAUAAACUUGCUCGGGGAGAAUGUGACGCUCAGUGUUAGCUGAAGCGAGUGUCGGUUUCAAAGUGUUGUUUGAGUGAACUUUCAAAUUGGAUUCGGGGUCCAUUUUUUGCAGUUUUGUCAUUUCAUCGUUUAUUGUAAUGGAAAUAAAACUUUAAACUUUU
Molecule: messenger RNA, 1821 nt
Organism: Tribolium castaneum (red flour beetle)
Lineage: Eukaryota; Metazoa; Arthropoda; Insecta; Coleoptera; Tenebrionidae
Exons: 3
Coding region: 618-1703 (361 amino acids)
Molecular function (GO): protein binding
Source: RefSeq, a predicted model, not a curated record